This is a messenger RNA of Passer montanus (Eurasian tree sparrow), 1140 nucleotides long. It is a transcript of the gene SMIM15, whose product is annotated as small integral membrane protein 15. NCBI's taxonomy places the organism in Eukaryota, Metazoa, Chordata, Aves, Passeriformes, Passeridae. The transcript is spliced from 2 exons. Bases 540 to 764 code for a protein of 74 amino acids. The record is from RefSeq and is a predicted model, not a curated record.
AGCCGCCCCAGCAGUCCCACAAGGACCAGCACACACCGGGGGCAUCUCGCCCAGGGGCCGGCAAGGUCCCCGCGUCGCCUCCCGACCGCUCCUCGCACCGAGCGGCCCCGGCUCGGCCGAGCGCACGGCAACACCGCGGGGCUCCAGCCGCAUUCCAGGCUGUUCCACAGCGUGAACCACCCAUCCGGGUACCUCGGAAACUCCUUCUUCCCGGCUCACCGCUUCCUCUCACUGGACGCCGAGCGCUCCCGCGGCCCGCGGCGGCUCCCGGCGGGCGGGCCCUGCUCGCCGCUCCCGCCCGGCCGGGCGGGGCGGGGCGGGCGCCUCCUUCCUGUUUCCGCUCGGGAUCCCGGAGCCCUCAGGGCCGCGGUACCGCGGGGCGGCGGCGGCCCCGGCAGCGCGGCUCGGGCGGGGGAACAUCGCCGUCCCCUCACGGCCCCGUGUGUUCUCUCCGCAGGGAGCUCGGCUCGCCCUUCCGCCCUCGGCAGGCCCGGAGGGUGCCCGGGCCGCAGGGUUUUCUCAAUAGCAAAACAGAAAAGAUGUUGGAUAUUAAGGCUUGGGCCGAGUACAUCGUGGAGUGGGCUGCCAAGGACCCCUACGGCUUUCUCACGACCGUGAUCUUGGCUCUCACGCCGCUGUUUGUCAUUAGUGCAGCGCUGUCAUGGAAGCUUGCAAAAAUGAUUGAGGCCCGGGAACGAGAGCUGAAGAAGAAACAGAAACGCCAGGAGAAUAUUGCAAAGGCCAAACGAACAAAGAAGGAUUAAAUGGGCAAAAAUGGUCUUCCUUGUGCAAAGAAUCCACUUUUAAAAUUAAAUACUUGUACAUUUUGUUUUGCAACUGUCCUUUGAUACUUGAUCCUGUUAUUUCUUGAAAUAUGAAAUUUAAUACUUCCAGUGUAAUUUUUUUCUGCUCAUUUGUGUUAAAAUUUGCCCGAGUGACACUUGUUAGAGUAGUUAAAUUUACUACUUGUAUUCUAGUGCAGGUUGCUUUUCUAAAUUUGCAUGUUAAAUGAAAAAAAUUAACCUCUUGGAUGGCUUUGGAGGUAUAUUAUUUUUUUUUUCUCUUAGCUGAGCUAACUUAACAAGUGUCUUAAAAUUAUCAAGUUUAGGGGAAAAUGUGAAUAAUAAACUGGAUUACAGA